CCCAGAGCGAGGCUGGGGUAGAGAGGCCGACUGAGCAGGAGUCGUCCGCUUGUCGUGGAGGCUGCUAGGGACCCGGCGAGAGGGUGAGCGGGCGAGCAGUCGAGCGAGCUAGAGCAGGCAGGAGGGAGCGACGCGCGGCGCAGAGUAGCGCCGGGGCCAGGCCGCGGAGGAACCCACAGCCGGAGAGGGGCAGCCCGAGCCGGGCGCCGCGGGGUCCCCACCCCCACUCGGCCGGACAGUGCCCGGUGUUCCCCCGUGCGGGGGGCGGCGGCGGCGGCGGCGGCUGACGGGACCGGACAGGACCGCGGGGGUGUUGCCACCUCCACCGAGAAGCCGGCGCGGCCGCGGGCUCCUCAGAGCCGGGGCCCGGGGCCCGUGAUAGACGGGCCGAGGAAAGGAGAGAGGCGGCGGCGCAGGCGACGGGGAGGCAGCGGCGACACCAUGUCAUCCCCCAGUCCGGGCAAGAGGCGGAUGGACACGGACGUGGUCAAGCUCAUUGAGAGUAAGCAUGAGGUUACGAUCCUGGGAGGACUCAAUGAAUUUGUAGUGAAGUUUUAUGGACCACAAGGAACACCAUACGAAGGCGGAGUAUGGAAAGUUAGAGUGGAUCUUCCUGAUAAAUACCCUUUCAAAUCUCCAUCUAUAGGAUUCAUGAAUAAAAUUUUCCAUCCCAACAUUGAUGAAGCGUCAGGAACUGUGUGUCUAGAUGUAAUUAAUCAAACUUGGACAGCUCUUUAUGAUCUUACCAAUAUAUUUGAGUCCUUCCUGCCCCAGUUGUUGGCCUAUCCCAACCCCAUAGAUCCUCUCAAUGGUGAUGCUGCGGCCAUGUACCUCCACCGACCAGAAGAAUACAAGCAGAAAAUUAAAGAGUACAUCCAGAAAUACGCAACGGAGGAGGCACUGAAAGAGCAGGAAGAGGGCACCGGUGACAGCUCGUCGGAGAGUUCUAUGUCUGACUUUUCGGAAGAUGAGGCCCAGGAUAUGGAGUUGUAGUAGAAAAAGCACCUGCUUUUCAGAAAGACUAUUAUUUCCUAACCAUGAGAAGCAGACUAUAAUAUUCAUAUUUAAACAAAGCAAUUUUUUUUAUUACUAAACAAGGUUUUUAUGAAUAAUAGCAUUGAUAUAUAUAUAUUAUAUAUCACCCUUUAGAUCUUGAUUUCUUGGUCAUUUCUCAACCUGAGGUGCAUAGCAUAUUCCCACAUUCCAUUUUGGUAGCAAUAUGCGGUCGGAAUGCAUGCAUUCAUAAGUCCAUUUGGCCAAGUCAGCCUGUGUGCUACUGAACUGUCAAAAGAAAUAGCCGCUCUGAUAGAUAGACAUGAGUAAAAAUAACAGGAAAAAAGUUGCUUCUUUUAUUGAUGGUUCCAAAGAAACAAACCAAACCAACCAGCUCUUGGAUGUGAAGCUAGAAUAGUGCUUUUUCAGAAUGGAUGGGAGGAGCUGGGGGAGGACCAGGCCUGCUGUGGGAGCGUGGAGAGCCAGCCACCUCAGAGCCCGAGCUGCUCCUCCCUGUGAAUCCCAGGUGGCCCCGUGUCUGGAGUAACAGCAUCAAGCAGGGAGCUAAUUGGAGUAUUGAAACGUAAAACAAUUUUUGACUCUGGAUUUUAAGUACAUUUUUAUAUGUAGAUUCCUGCCUGUCUCACAACCAGGCCCUGCAGCCACAAGUGUUUUGCUUUGAAGAACCUUUUGGAAGUGUUUUCUGAACCUGAUUCUUUUUCUUGGGCUAGAGCUUGUAAUCCAUACCUUUUUGAGGGGACAGGACAGGAGGAGUGAAGUGACUGGGGAGGUGCUCGUCUCAUCCAGCACGUGCAGAGUCACACCCUCGCCCUGUUGGCCACUUUGAGACUGCUGCCCUGGACUAAGAGCUUUAAAUUUGAGGGUGGUUGUGGGUGUUUUUGUUCGGGUUAGAGCUCCCCCCACUUCCUUUCCUUUCCAGUUUUUUGUUUUGUUUUGUUUUUAAUGGUGUGUGUGUGUGUGUGAAUUGUGCUUAGACAGGUUGCAAAUUUAAUCUUCACCUCCCAAGAGAUGGCCUCCUUGGACAGCCGCUCGGUGGACCAUUAGACCCGGCAAGAAGACCCGUCUGGUGGCCCGGGUACUCUCAUUCAUGUUUUUGGUUUUGUUUUCCCUUCUGCUGCUCUUGGCAGGCAGCAGCCCGGUCAUCAUCUGCUUGUGGGAGUGGGAAAUGGGUAUUUCAGACCCAACACACAUUCUAAAUUUAAAAUGAGUAAUAAUUGGAACAAAUAAAGGUCCUUGUGCCCAAAGUGACUACAUGGGAAAAACAAACCACUUUCUUCAGAGCGUGACUGAAUAGGAGGAAAGAGUUCAGAAAUACGAUGCAGUAGAACAGGUUUUGAAGGAAGAACAUAUUCUCUCCUGUAUGUGUUAAGAGGAAAUCAGACAGUUUAAAAUGCCUGCUAAUCAAACGUUUAUUCAGCUCACCAUAUGUCCAGGUUGCCGGCAGAGUUUCUUUUCAGGUAUGAGUGUGUUACCUACUGAAUCUGGAGAACCUUAGACAGCAAGUCUGUAUCCCUUUUUUGCCACAACCAAUAGGACAAUAGCAGAAUUAGCCAAUUCUGAAACCUUCUAAAAGACAAUUUUUGAGCGUCCCACUAGGAUAAUUGAAUUUUUCUUUCUGAUGUGUGUUUUUAGUUUAGAAGUGCUAUCUAUUCCACAAGAUUGGAGUCAAUGAGGUUGGAAGAUAUCCUAUCUUUUUUUAUUCAAAAAGCACAAUCAAUCUUUUCUUUGAAAAUCUAUAUAUAGUACAACUUGCUUUUAGCAUGAUUAUUUUCCUAAAUAAGAGACAAAGAAUUUACUUAUUUUAUGUUAAUUACGGGCAUGAAGCAAAAGGUUUUCUUUAAAAAAAAAAAAUAAAGUGCAGUUAGUAGGGCUGUGGUUAGUUAACUGUACUGAGUUAUCUAUCUAGCAUUUGUGGCUUGUUGGAGGGGUAGUGUUAACUAUUUAACAUGGAAUGGUGUGCUUUAACUUUUCUAGUGCGUUGUCUUCUCAUUACUUUGGGGGAGGGAGGGUCUCUGCUGGCCUUGUCUAACCUGCUUACCUGCCGAAGUAGCAGUUGCUUGUGCUAUAACCGUUUAAAUUGUAGGUGCGACUUAGGGUAGGCUUUAAAGUGCUGGGUGGUGGUUUGAGUUCAAACAAUAAAAAAUUGUAUUUUUUCAAUAUUAUAUAAACAAUAGUGUUCUAAUUACCUUUCAAAAAAAAAUAAUGUCCAAAUAAUAAUUGCUUAUCUUGACAAAACCAACAAAACAAGUAGAGCCAAGUUUUGGGGAAUGUACGUGAGCCAUGGCUCUGCUCCCCAACUGAAUACCUUUUUCUCAAAAAAGACAUCUGCUCACCGCGGAGUGAACGUCCUGGCACUGGGAGUCUGGUGGUGCGGAAUUUCCAAAUGAAGAUGUGUCGGGGGAGGUCACAGGGGUUAAGAAGCAGAUCUGAGUAUGGCUGCAGCAUGUGUGCGUGUGUGUCUGUCCAAGUCUGCCUGAUGAAGGUGUAAUGAGGCUUCCGUAUUAGCACAGGAAGCUCCUGGAAUUGCUACCCAGAUCACUCUGUACCCUCUCAUUCUGUGCAAAUCUGUCCUUUCUGGGCACUAACCUUGGUCCCAUGCAUGCUUUUGGCUGUGUGUGGGGCUUUUCCUCUCCUCUGAGAAAUUGGUUUUUGAUGAGUUGAACAGAAUCCCUUUUUAUGCUUUUUGUCCCUUCCUGUACCUGGGAGAGGUAGGUAGGAGAAGGAGACCAUGCUUCUAGGUACAGAGGGAGCUGGAAGAAAGCCUGGCAAUGAAUCAGAGGACUCUGGUCCCCCAGUGAUCGAUGAUACAGUAAGGCUAGAAGCGGGGGUGUGACAGCACCAAAAGCUUUUCCAGAUUUCCUGUCAUAACACUCAGAAAAGCAUCCAGAGCCCCUCAGAAGGGCUGAACAUUAUUGCUUUUAAAGGUGGUGGUAGCAGGUCCCAGAGUUGCUUCUGGCAGUUUCCCUCCCUUUCUUAGUGUACCAUCGUUUUUGAAGUUUUUGUGGUUGACCAGCGCAAGCCAUCCUUUGCCCCCUGUUGAAAUGACCCUGAGCUCAAGCUCUCGCCAAAACUUGAGAAGCAAGGCAGCCGCAGCCCGGAGCCUGGAGCCCGCUGCCCUCCGGCAGCCCCAGCACCGGGGCCUGGGGGUUGUAUUUUGUGGUAGCCAAGCGAGACGCUGGCAUUUUGCUCUUUUGUCUUCGAUCUUGUCGCCCUCCUUGAGGUGACUGUGCAGUUUCAACCAGCAUUUUAUACUAGUAAGGUAGUUCUCAGAAGUUGCCAUAUGUCUCUCCAGUACCUAACGCUGUUCUUCCACUUCAGAAGCUGUUCUUGUUGCCAACUGGCUGAUCUAAGCUCCUGAGGAGGGUCUCCCCUCGAAGGAAUUUUUUUCUCCUCAAAAUGCUCCCUGAAGCCCUCGUUGGCCUUGGCCUGACACUUGCUUUUCAUUAGGCCUCCUGUUAUGGCUGAGAAUCCUGAAAGAUCCUCUGCUAGCCUUCAUGGGUGAAGUUUCUAGACACCGUUUCUGGGAACUGGUGUUUGAUUUUAAAUGGCCCUUCUACGUUCUAGGGACUCAAUCAGAAAAAGUGAAAGCCAUUAACAAGAGUUAGAGUUCCAUUUCCUUUUACCAACUUCGUAACCGGGUUCACGGCCUUCUUGACUAAAAUCAAAUCAUUUCUGAUGGAGCGCAAAGACCUGCGUUUUCUUUGGACUUCUGAAUCCAUGUUCAUAUUUUCUCUGGCCACUGACCACCUUGGCAGUUCCAUCCACGAUUGGGGUGGAGGCCCCUGGGGGAAGGGGGAGCUCACCGUUGUUGGGCAGGCAGGGUCUCCACCCACCUGAGGAAGGGCCAGGACUUUCACUUCAGCAAAUACUCGUCUUGGCUGUGGGCUUGGGAAGAAAUGGCCAUUAUUUACUGAUUGUAUUUGGUACAUAUUGUGUGAUACUUGAAGAGAAAAGGGACUUACCAGCCCUUAAUUGAAAUCUAAGCUUUUUAUCGCUUAUUUUUUCCUUGCCCUAUCUCCUCCCUUCCACCAUUUUCCUUGCAUUGUGAUGAUCUAGUGGGCACUUCUGUCAACAGGACAAAUGCCUCCUCUGACUAUAACCUCUUAAUAGUUGUGUAUAAUGAAAACUGUAAACUUUUUUAAAUAAAAUGUGUAUAUACCUUGGCAAA
Molecule: messenger RNA, 5182 nt
Organism: Zalophus californianus (California sea lion)
Lineage: Eukaryota; Metazoa; Chordata; Mammalia; Carnivora; Otariidae
Gene: UBE2H
Product: ubiquitin conjugating enzyme E2 H
Exons: 7
Coding region: 442-993 (183 amino acids)
Biological process (GO): protein sumoylation; ubiquitin-dependent protein catabolic process; protein polyubiquitination
Cellular component (GO): nucleus
Molecular function (GO): ubiquitin conjugating enzyme activity; SUMO conjugating enzyme activity
Source: RefSeq, a predicted model, not a curated record